Penicillium verrucosum is the source of this 777-nucleotide messenger RNA. RefSeq names its product Mpv17/PMP22 family protein. Bases 1 to 762 code for a protein of 253 amino acids. The transcript is spliced from 6 exons. The record is from RefSeq and is a predicted model, not a curated record. Gene Ontology annotation, cellular component: cytoplasm; membrane. Lineage: Eukaryota; Fungi; Ascomycota; Eurotiomycetes; Eurotiales; Aspergillaceae.
AUGAUCUGUUCUGCGAAGCGGAAAGUCCUGGAUGGACUGAAUAAGAGAUAUAUCUACGGUCGCGUGCCUUUAUUGCACACGAUAGUUUUCCUCGUCGAGAUGGCAGUAGCAGCACGCCUCGCUGCUAAAUUUAAUACCUACUAUGCUGAAAGGCCAGUGCUCACGACGAUGGUCACCAACGCUGUGCUUGGUGGUGUUGCCGAUACCGUUGCGCAGCUGAUUACGGCCUUCCGGACCCGCCGGCCUCAGACAAGCGGGGACGACUUCCUUUCAAUAGAGAUCCCCGACAUUGACAAGUACAAGACCCCUGCUGUGGGGGAACUGGGAUAUGUCCGGAGCUCGGUUCCGCCUUUCGAUUUCGAGCGUCUGACAAGAUUCAUGGCUUAUGGCUUUUUUAUGGCGCCGGUGCAGUUCCAGUGGUUCGGAUUCUUGUCCAGGGCAUUCCCGCUCACCAAGAAGAAUCCAACGGCUCCAGCUUUCAAGCGUGUCGCUUUUGACCAGUUCAUUUUUGCGCCAUUUGGUCUGGCGUGCUUUUUUACCUACAUGACGAUCGCCGAGGGUGGUGGUAGAAGGGCAUUGACACACAAGUUCCGUGAUGUCUACCUGCCAACCCUGAAGGCCAACUUUGUGCUCUGGCCGGCAGUGCAGAUUCUAAACUUCCGGGUCAUUCCCAUUCAGUUCCAGAUUCCAUUCGUCUCAACCAUUGGUAUUGCGUGGACCGCAUACCUUUCUCUGACUAACUCCUCCGAGGAGGCUAAUUGAACGCUAUUCAACGCG